Microcebus murinus (gray mouse lemur) is the source of this 4143-nucleotide messenger RNA. Lineage: Eukaryota; Metazoa; Chordata; Mammalia; Primates; Cheirogaleidae. The record is from RefSeq and is a predicted model, not a curated record.
AUAUUUAUUAUAUUUAUCCAUUUUAUUUUUUAAUAAGAUGAAUAUGGAUAGAUGCAACUAAUGAUACACUGAAGCCUAUUCUUACAGCUUGAGAGAGUCAAUGUUGCUCAUCUCUUCUUAACUCUGCAUUCAAGAUGUCACAUUGCUAGCUUUUAAGCUAGCCAUGCUGGGAGUAUUUACACUAUGGAAAUGAACAGAAACUAUAAAUCUGGCUUUUUUUUUUUUUGAUGGGGAGGGGAAGGGGAAGAGUUGGUUAUUAAACAUUUACCAGUGCACAACUGGGUGCAACACAUGUGAACAAAAGUUCUUUUGAAUUGUCAAAAAAUUCAAGAUCUAAAUGGGUUCCAGAACUGAAACUAUGCUUAUCAUAAAAGAAGUGCUGCAUAUUACUGUACUGUGCAAAUUUAACACCAAAGUCUAUGCAAAUAUAUGAUUGAGGCAGGAUUUUCAGCCAGCUACUCUGUCUCUAGAGCCACUUUACCAGUCUUUCCUAUAGUGCCUUCUGACAAGAUUAACUCAGUAUAGUCAUUUGAAGUCAAAAGGGGUGUGAUAUCUUUGGGAGUUCUUACCAUGUUAAGUAUGCCUGUUAAUUACUAAUUAGAGGCUAUCAGUGUUAUGGGGAUGUAGAAAAAUAGAAUAAUAAAGAUUAUGGGCUUGAGUGGUUAGGGAAACCUUCAGAGAAGAGGUAAGGCAUGAGGUGGAUCUUAAAUGUUGUUUUGGAGGUGUGUUUGCUGUGAGGAAGAGGGUAAGCAUGUGAUGGGGGUGGAAGCAAGUAUGAUUUUGGUGUAAAGAAUUUGAAGAGUUUGUUGGGAAAUGACGAAGCAGAUGGAGUGGAAAGGAAAAAUAAUUAGGAUUUGGAACUUAACUGUUUAUAUCAUAACCAGCAAGUAUAUGUUUUUAAAAGUGGGUGAGAUGUGAAGAUGAAAGUGGUCCUUUGGGGAGAUGAAUCUGGCAUAUAUGUGUAGGAUAUAUUAACAGAGAGUAAGUCUGAAAUCAAGUAAAUCUCUCUCAGUCAUCUGAAAGGAAGCAUAAGGUAAAGAAUUUGGGCUUUUAAUUCAGAAAGACGUUGGUUGGAAUACUACUUCUGCUAAUCUGUUACUUUAAAUUCAUGGAUAAGAUGUAGAUAACAACUAGCCAGUGGGGUUGUAAAUAUUACCAAGGGUAUAAAAGAGCCUAACUAGCCUACCAUGAUAGCACCCCCGAGGAGGUAUUAUGAACACUACAUUUACUACUUUUACUUCUAUUGAGGCUACUACUAUUAUAAUAUUUGGUUGGUUACAAUGAAGGCUGGGGAACCAUCAGUGGAAAUAGGAUGUGAGAAUCAGACCCAUCUUUAAUACCAGUGGGAGCAAGAAUUUACAAACAGAAUCUCACUCAUUAUAUUUCUAUAUACCUUAAUGGUGCAUAUAAGUGAAGAAACUGUUAAAUAAAACAUGUUCUAACCUCCUAAUUUGACCAAUACAUCUCAUUAGGUGAAUGACCAUUUAGAAUUCUCAGAUUUUGUAGUAGUUCUGUUCUAGAACAUAGUGUGGCAAAGGGAGAACUGACCCUCUGUCAUCUGGUCCUUGUCCUAUAGUCUAUCUCCUUUUUCCCAUAUGCUAGGCUCUUUGCCAUAGCAAGCCCACAUGCUCAUCCCCCAAGCAAUCUUGCCCCACCCCUUGCAAGAUUAUCUCUUGUUUACCGGUUGGGCCUAGAGGAUACUUGGUCAUUCUGGCAUUUUAUGGUAGAGAAUACAUUGAGUUUGGCUUAUGGAAAGAAUAUGAGGAAGAUGCAGCAGUUUGGUUGUGUGAACUUCUGCUUCUACUACAAAGAGCACUUAAAAGAGAGGUCUUCCAUUGACAUUCAGAAAGAGACCAUCAUGCAGACAUCAGAGACUGGGUCGGACACAGGUUCGACAGUGACUUUACAAACAUCUGUGGCUAGUCAAGCAGCAGUGCCUACACAGGUGGUACAGCAAGUACCAGUACAGCAACAGGUACAGCAGGUACAGACUGUGCAGCAGGUACAACAUGUUUAUCCAGCUCAGGUUCAGUAUGUGGAAGGAAGCGAUACUGUCUACACCAAUGGAGCAAUCCGGACAACAACUUAUCCUUACACCGAAACGCAGAUGUACAGCCAAAACACUGGAGGGAAUUACUUUGAUACUCAAGGGAGUUCCGCACAGGUGACUACUGUGGUCUCAUCCCACAGCAUGGUGGGUACUGGUGGGAUUCAGAUGGGCGUCACAGGAGGACAACUCAUCAGCAGCUCUGGAGGAACCUAUCUGAUUGGCAAUUCAAUGGAGAAUUCUGGUCACUCAGUGACACACACAACUCGGGCCUCUCCAGCGACAAUUGAAAUGGCGAUUGAGACGCUGCAAAAGUCUGACGGUCUAUCCACUCACAGAAGCUCUCUUCUCAACAGCCAUCUCCAGUGGCUGUUGGACAAUUACGAGACAGCAGAAGGAGUGAGCCUUCCCAGAAGCACUCUAUACAACCACUACCUUCGACAUUGUCAGGAACACAAACUGGACCCAGUCAAUGCUGCCUCUUUUGGAAAACUAAUAAGGUCAAUUUUUAUGGGGCUACGAACCAGGAGAUUGGGCACUAGAGGAAACUCCAAGUACCAUUACUAUGGGAUUCGUGUCAAGCCAGAUUCCCCUCUUAAUCGUCUGCAAGAGGACAUGCAGUAUAUGGCUAUGAGACAACAACCCAUGCAACAGAAACAAAGGUACAAGCCUAUGCAGAAAGUGGAUGGGGUUGCAGAUGGUUUCACAGGAAGUGGUCAACAGACAGGCACAUCUGUUGAGCAAACUGUAAUUGCCCAAAGCCAACAUCAUCAACAAUUUUUAGAUGCAUCUCGAGCACUUCCAGAAUUUGGAGAAGUUGAAAUCUCUUCUCUGCCAGAUGGUACUACCUUUGAGGAUAUCAAGUCACUGCAGAGUCUUUAUCGAGAGCACUGUGAGGCAAUACUGGAUGUUGUGGUGAAUCUUCAAUUUAGCCUGAUAGAAAAAUUGUGGCAAACAUUCUGGCGCUAUUCUCCCUCUACUCCAACUGAUGGCACUACCAUUACUGAAUCAAGCAAUCUGAGUGAAAUAGAAAGUCGACUUCCGAAAGCAAAGCUGAUAACUCUGUGCAAACAUGAGUCUAUCCUGAAAUGGAUGUGUAACUGUGACCAUGGGAUGUACCAGGCUUUGGUGGAGAUUCUCAUCCCCGACGUCCUUAGACCUAUUCCUAGUGCCUUGACCCAAGCCAUUCGAAAUUUUGCAAAAAGCCUUGAAGGUUGGCUUUCCAAUGCCAUGAACAAUAUUCCACAGAGAAUGAUACAAACCAAGGUUGCCGCUGUAAGUGCCUUUGCCCAGACUCUGCGAAGAUACACAUCGCUCAAUCACCUGGCCCAGGCAGCUCGUGCAGUGCUUCAGAACACUUCCCAAAUCAACCAGAUGCUCAAUGACCUCAACCGUGUCGAUUUUGCCAAUGUCCAGGAGCAGGCUUCCUGGGUGUGCCAGUGUGAUGACAACAUGGUUCAGAGACUAGAAACAGACUUCAAGAUGACUCUUCAGCAGCAGAGCACCCUGGAGCAGUGGGCCGCAUGGCUUGACAACGUCAUGAUGCAAGCACUGAAACCCUAUGAAGGAAGACCCAGUUUUCCUAAAGCUGCCAGGCAAUUUCUGCUAAAAUGGUCUUUCUACAGCUCAAUGGUUAUUCGGGACUUAACCUUACGCAGUGCUGCCAGCUUUGGCUCUUUCCACCUGAUCCGUCUACUCUACGAUGAAUAUAUGUUCUACCUAGUAGAACAUCGUGUUGCUCAGGCAACAGGAGAGACACCCAUAGCAGUCAUGGGCGAGUUUGGUGAUUUAAAUGCUGUGUCUCCUGGAAAUCUGGAUAAAGAUGAAGGCAGUGAAGUGGAAAGUGAAAUGGAUGAAGAACUGGAUGACUCUUCAGAGCCUCAAGCCAAAAGAGAGAAAACAGAGCUGAGCCAGGCAUUUCCAGUGGGCUGUAUGCAGCCUGUUCUCGAGAGUGGCGUGCAACCAAGCCUCCUGAAUCCAAUUCACAGCGAGCACAUCGUCACAAGUACUCAGACUAUCAGGCAGUGCAGCGCUACAGGAAAUACCUACACUGCAGUCUAAAGAAUAUUAAAGCGUAUUUUUCCAGCUUACAUUAA